This is a messenger RNA of Acomys russatus (golden spiny mouse), 1793 nucleotides long. It is a transcript of the gene Naf1, whose product is annotated as nuclear assembly factor 1 ribonucleoprotein. Bases 127 to 1503 code for a protein of 458 amino acids. Gene Ontology annotation, biological process: box H/ACA snoRNP assembly; pseudouridine synthesis; ribosome biogenesis. Gene Ontology annotation, molecular function: RNA binding. NCBI's taxonomy places the organism in Eukaryota, Metazoa, Chordata, Mammalia, Rodentia, Muridae. Gene Ontology annotation, cellular component: sno(s)RNA-containing ribonucleoprotein complex. The record is from RefSeq and is a predicted model, not a curated record. The transcript is spliced from 8 exons.
AUGACGCCGGGGGCGUGUCUUCAGGCCCCUCCGCGUGCAGUUACCUGAGAGACGCGCGAGUUUUGGUUCCGCCGCCGCGAGCCAGAGGAGAAGCUCGAGUUGGUGGUGGGCGGCCCGAGCGCCGCCAUGGAGGUGGUGGAGGCCACCGAGCAGCUGCAGACGCUCAAGUUCGGCGGCUCCGGCCAGGCCUCCGCAGCCCCGCCGCCACCUGAGGAGCGCCGGGACGCCGAGCAGGCCGAGCACGCCCCGAGUUCCGAGGCCGGCGGAAGCGCGCCGCAGCCGGAUCGGCCGCAGCCGAGCGAGGCCCGCGCCCCCGGCUCCGACGCCGUGGAGCUGCCGCAAGUGCUGCAGGCCUCGUACUCCUCGGACUCGGAUUCGGAUUCGGAUUCGGACAGUGAAACAGAUUCAGAUAGUUCAAGCUCCUCCUCUUCCUCUUCCUCCUCUUCUUCCUCCUGUGUAUCUCUUCCUCCAGUGCUGUCAGAUGGAGAGGAAGAUGUACAAGUCGAGAAGGAAAAUAAGAAUAUCCCUCUUAAAACAAAGGAUGAGUUGCUUCUUAACGAACUACCUUCUGUUGAAGAACUCACUGUUACUCUGCCUGAAGACAUUGCUCUAAAACCUCUUGGAAAGGUUUCCAGCAUUAUUGAACAAUUAGUAAUAAUUGAGUCUGUGACUAACAUACCUCCAGUUAAUGAGGACACUGUCGUUUUCAAAAGUGAUCGACAGGCAGCAGGAAAGAUAUUUGAGAUAUUUGGACCUGUUGCCCAUCCAUUUUAUGUAUUGAGGUUUAAUUCUUCAGAUCACAUUGAGAGUAAAGGUGUUAAAAUAAAUGACACUAUGUACUUUGCUCCGUCAAUGAAGGACUUCACUCAGUAUAUAUUCACAGAAAAACUCAAACAGGACCGAGGAUCAGAUGCCUCCUGGAAGAACGAUCAGGAACCACCUCCAGAAGCUUUGGAUUUCAGUGAUGAUGAAAAAGAAAAAGAAGCCAAACAGAAAAAAAAAUCUCAAAUUCAAGGCCGGAAAAAACUGAAAUCGGAAUUGACUGAGUCAAGUGAAGAUGUUGGUGAAGUGCAUCAGAAUUGGAAUGCCUAUGGCUCUCCUUCGGAACAUUCAAAAGGAUAUCACAACAGGGAAUUCACAAGAGGCUUUCCCAGGGGUAGAUACUCUCAAGGAAGCCGCGGCAGGCCUCCACCUCAUCAGUUCUAUAACUCAGAUCAUAUGGCAUCUCAAGAGACUUUGGCAUUUCCACCUCAGAGACAAGAUAAUCCUGUCAUGACGCACUAUCCCUUUCCCCCUCCCAUGUUUGAUAUGCAUAACUUUCCACUCCCACCACCGCCCCCGCCCCCACCCCCAUCUGUAAACAUGGGGUGGGCUGCACCUAACAUGGCCUCUCAUCCCUUGCUUAAUUUACCAUUUUCCCUGGCCCCACCACCCCCUCCUCCACCACCUCCCCCUCCCUCUCCCGGGGAAAAUAAUUCUAAUCAUUUUGGACCUUACUAUUAAGUGUAUGCUUGUAUUUCAGAGAAAUAUGGACUGUUCAGAUUAUAUGGUAAAGGAUUUUUAAGGAAAAUUAUUAUUGAACUAGAUUUUUAAAAAGCAUUGUAAAAUUCUAAAUGUAAUGACCCAAUUGUAUGUUCAUAUGUAUUUUAAAUAACUCAGUUAUAAGUUCAUAUAUAUUUGUAACCUUCAUGAAAAGGUAUUCAUAGGUACAGUUCAUCUCAUUCUUUGAGAAAAAUCCAGUUCAUGUGAUAGUUAAGUAAAAUGUUGAGUCAUGCUGUCCACUACCCGGCUCA